UUUUUUCACUUUCGACCUUUUUUUAUUAUUUUAAUUUACAUUCGGGGAGGGCUUGUCAGCGCAUGUCACUCUAUCCUGUCAUCCCAACUCGAAUACGCCUACGGCCCCCUCCCCUCUCCGUAACGUGGUGUCUCCGGCUGCUAUUACGAUCGACAGGUACUGUUAAGCACCCUCGUUUCAACCCCGCUGUUUAACACGUCCUAAGUCGCGAUCCUGGUCCCGAUUCUGCGGUCCGAGCUAUUCUUCCCUGGAGUCUAACCGAUAACUAAAUUCUGUUCUUUUUUUUUCGCCCGGCCUUCUAUCGUUCCAUCCUGUUGCUCUGCCUUUACCGAGGAGCGUCUAGGACGGUUUGCUUCCUGCUGGAUGUGGGAGAGCGGUGUAUGUGCAUGCCUGCGUGCUCGUGUGGUAUUUCCUUGGAAUAUAUGAUUUUCGUCGGGUGGGAAUUUGCACCAUGGUUUCAAUAUUUGGAUUCAAGAUCGGUGGUGAAAAGAAGAAGAAGCCGGCGAACGAAGUAGAUUCUUCUACCCAGCCACGUAGGAACGAGGAGCAAGAUGACCAGCCGACGGGGGAACAGUUCCUUAGCAAGGCAAACGGGCGGAGCGCGACGUACGGCGGGAACGUUGAGUCGGCCUCCCGCCCCGGCACAUCGCAUUCUUUCAGGCUCAAUCACUCGCGGACGAUAGCCAUCAACUAUAGCUCCGAGGCUCCCAGCAUGACUCCCGCCAGCAUUUCCGAUCUCUCGCGGCCGACACACCCGGGGCUGAAGCAACACGCGUCGAGCCCGAACCUAGGAACGCCUAGCUCGUGCAAUUCUUCGACCUCGGAGCUCCCGCCGCUGCCGCCGCCAGUCCCUAUGCGCAAUCCUUCUCGGCCGGGCACGCCUGUGAAGCAGCAGAAUUGGAUGAGCCCCUUCGAUAUGCACUCCGACGGCCUGCCGUCGUCCCUGGCGCCCGCGCCUGCACCGAGGUUUCCUUUGAUGGAGGACGAGCCGUACGAGGACUUCGCCGGCCCGAUGCCGAGCAGCGACGACGACGAGAUUCCGACGCCGCUGCGGAUCGCGAUGCCUAGUCCUCCGGCAUACCCGGUCGGUUCGCGGAGCAGGCGCCAGUCACUCACGAAACCCCCCUCUCCUCCGCAGUCGAUCCGCGGCGCAGAGAGCCCAGUCCUAGAGCGCCCUCCGUACUCUAGAGAUGAAUAUUUCCGCCCGCCGAGUAGAGGCGGUCACCACAGGAGCGGAGCCACAGGAAAUGGCACAACCACGCUCAAGGAGGUGCAGAAUAUACGAGAUAUGCCCGACUCCCACGACCCGGCCGCGAUCCCGUCGCCUAUACCGACGCCCCGUGGAAGCAGCGAGGCGAAACGCCCAGGCCCAGGUCCAAGCUUGAGCAGAACUAGCAGUAAUAACCGCAGCAACAACAGCAGCUCCGCUAGAUUGGGAGACCUCUGGGCCGAGCCGACGAUCCGGACGGUCGAGGCCCGGCGCGACGCUUUAACCGCAAGCGCGCCUCGGAGGCGGAGCCUGGAGAUGACGGUCGAGGAACUUGCGAAGCCGGACUACAUGGCGAUGCUGAUGGCAGCCUCGCCGGUCGCGCGGCCGAAGACCUCGGGCGGCCCCCAGGCGUCGACGAUCAUGACGCAGCAGCAGCGGCGGCUGGAGCGUGGUCCGCUGCCGCCGCCCUCUGUCGAUUUUGAAUUUCGCCCCCGCACGCCGGAUCGCAGUGCGUCGCCGGCCACCCCGUUCACCUCGAGCUCACGACCGCAGACUCCUACCGGAGCAGGAUCGCGCAGGCCUCCUGGUCCGCCCGUUUCCGCAGUAGGCGCCUACGGCCGGGCCGCCAGAAGACCGGACACGCGACGGGUACGCCGCCCUACGGCGGACGAGUACGAGAUCGAGAUUCACCGACGGCCGCAGCAGUCACAACCACAGUCGCAGUCGCAGCCGCAGCCGCAGCCCCAACCGCGGCCACAACCGCGGCCGGCCCAGCAGCCACCCCGGCAGCAACGAGAACUCGAGCGCAACAUGACCAAUAACUACUACUCGACCGACGACGACGACGACGACCACCCGCCCUCUCCCGACAGUCCCUUGAUACCGCGUACCGGUCCGCUGGCUAGCCCGCGGUUCCCUCCGCUAGAGGCGCAGCUCGCGCCGCCGCCGCCAGCCCGGGGCGCCACGAAGCUGCGGCUCCUAACCGCUGCGAGCGACUACCCGGCGGCGUCGUUGGGGGGCGACAUGGUAAACACGCCGGAGGAGCUGCCGGGGCCGCGCCUCGGCCACCGCAACGUCCCCACGCCGGACUCGUCGGACUGGCCGCUGCCGUCGCCGACGGGUUCUUCGUUCGACGCCGGGUCGGCGGCGGCGGUGGCGGGGGCCGGGGGCGCGGUCUUCUUGCGCUCGGACUCGCCGCUCUUCUCCGCUUCGCGGGCCGAGUCGCCGUUCCUGCCGCACGCCGACUCGCCGUUCGGGCGCGGCGGCGAGUCUCCCGUGUUCUCCCCGCCCCGGCUGCCGGGCGGCGCGCGCGCCGAGUCGCCGUUCGGGUUCCGGUCGUUCAGCCGCCCGUGGACGCCGUCGCAGAGCCACAACAGCAGCAACCACUACUACCACCACGGCGGGAACGAGCCCUCGCCCCGCGCGCGCCGCCCGAACCAGCCGUACCCGAGGCGCGCCGACACGGCGCCCGUGUCGCUGCCGGGAUCCCCCGCGAGGCCGCCGCCGUCGCGCGCCGCCACGGUGAACGCCCCCGGCCGCGGGCUGCGGAGCCCGGCGAUCGUCGGGGACGACUUCGGCCGCGGCCAGGCCUGAGAGCCUGGCUGUCGAUCGCGUCGCGGCCAAGACGCCAAGCCGGGAUAGUCGGCUGCAAAGCAUGGCAGCAUGGCAGCAGCAUCGGUGCCGCGUAGCACGCACCG
Molecule: messenger RNA, 2907 nt
Organism: Durotheca rogersii
Lineage: Eukaryota; Fungi; Ascomycota; Sordariomycetes; Xylariales; Xylariaceae
Exons: 2
Coding region: 452-2803 (783 amino acids)
Source: RefSeq, a predicted model, not a curated record